UGACACCAUGAGCUACUACGGCGGCUACUAUGGAGGCCUGGGCUAUGGCUAUGGCUCUGGUUAUGGCUGUGGAUGUGGCAGCUUCCGUGGCCUAGGCUAUGGCUAUGGUGGCUGUGGCUGUGGAGGCUAUGGCUAUGGUAGCUAUGGCUAUGGUGGCUAUGGAGGUCUGGGCUAUGGUGGCUAUGGCUGCUGCCGCCCAUCCUGCUGUGGAAGAUAUUCUUCCUAUGGUUUCUACUGAAAAACCAUUUGUUCCUGGCCUUUGAUGGAAUCCUUGUUCCUCUCUACUCUGGGCUAAUUCCACAGCAUUUUCCAUCUGCUCCUGUAGCUGAGUGGCAUGGCAGAGCUACAACAAGAGGGUUCUGGACUUCCUAUAUAAAACAGAAAGCAACGAAGAGCCAGGCACUAAGAAGCAACAGGACCCACCCUUCAGGGAAUAAUGCAGAAUGUCACCUUUCAUGAGGGAGACUCUCCCCACAAUAGCUCAUUUCCAACAAGUUUGCUCUGAUCUUUUACACCAUGGCUGAAAUGCCUGUUUUGUUGUCCUAAUAAACUUUUUUCACUGGCUUAGCAAAACUGUUUUCAUCUCUCCUUGAUCUCAUCGGACUUGCAUUUUAGCUUCACAUCAUGAAGACAUUUCCAAUCUUUUUGAACUAUUCUUGUGUCAUUGCGGGGUUAUUCUAUAACAUCUUUUGAAAUGAAUUGAUAAGUCUCCAA
Messenger RNA from Monodelphis domestica (gray short-tailed opossum), 714 nucleotides. The record is from RefSeq and is a predicted model, not a curated record. Lineage: Eukaryota; Metazoa; Chordata; Mammalia; Didelphimorphia; Didelphidae.